UUAACCCACCAUUUCUGAUGAUGACUGAGGCCGAGGCAUAGCUCUGAAGGCACUAAUGGCGUUCCAUAGUUCAAUAGGGGCUUCACCUUCUUUCUGCCUCCACGUAGUUGAUCAAUUAUAUAUGAAGCCUAAAUAACAAAACCCAGCGAGUUGUUUAAUGUUAUCAUGCAACCUCACUAAUCGAUCUGCAUUUUCUAACGGCGUGAUGCAAAACCAAAACAAAUGGAUCAAUAGUUAAUACCUCCAGGUUUGAUGAAAUAGUUCUGUGUACAAAUAGGCCUAUUAUCGAUAUGGAAUCACCUAUCAAACCAGGUUGCACUUCAACAUCACCUGUGAUUAAAACUAUUGAAAUGCAUACAGGCGGUGAACCCCUUCGUGUGAUCAUAUCAGGAUAUCCUGAGAUACUCGGUGACACCAUACUACAAAAGAGACAAUAUGUGAAGGAGAAUCUUGAUCAUUUACGCAAGAUGCUCAUGUUUGAGCCACGAGGUCACUAUGACAUGUACGGAGCUCUGCUAGUCGACUCAGACCUCCCAGAAGCUGAUAUCGCUGUAUUAUUCUUACACAAUGAAGGUUACAGCACUAUGUGCGGGCACGCCAUAGUCUCUCUUGGGCGAUUAGCCAUUGAUAAAAUGUAUGUCCCACCAACAGAGCCCGAAACAGAAGUGAACAUUCAGUGUCCGUGUGGACUAGUCAAAACUUUUGUUGAGUACAAGAAUGGUAAAUCUGGAGGUGUACGAUUUCAUAGUGUACCAGCAUUCUUGUUUGCUUCAGGUAUUGAGGUAGAAGUUGAUGGCUUUGGGAAGAUCAAGGUAGAUAUAAGCUAUGGUGGUGCAUUCUAUGCAUUUGUGUGUGCGGAUGUAUUUGGGUUAGAUGUUAGAAGCUCUCCUACAAGUAGCCUCAAGGAUGUAGCAACAGCAGUCUCGAACGCUGUCAGAAAACGAGUGAAACUCCAUCAUCCCGAUGAUAGUGACCUGGAAUUUCUGUACGGUACCAUCUUAACGGACGGUCAGGACAAGUGGUCUGGUGAACCGACGGCUAACAUCUGUGUUUUUGCCAAUGCUCAGGUUGAUAGGUGUCCAACAGGAUCUGGUGUUACAGCAAGAAUAGCUUUGCAGCAUGCUAAAAGUCUUAUACAACUGGGCCAGAAAAGAUUGUUUGAAAGUGGAGCGAACAAAACAUUGUUUACAGGAAUGGCCGUCAAACAAACAAAAUGUGGAGACUUUGAUGCGGUAGUGGUUGAGGUUGCAGGGCAUGGGUACUACACUGGCGAAGCCAGUUUCAUGCUAGAGGAGGAGGAUGUUGUUGGAAAAGGAUUCUUACUACGUUAGGCAAAUUUCACUGCAAACUUCUUACAGAUAAUUUUUUUAAAGAAGUAAAUACUGUACCAAUUAUAAUACAUUUUAUAUAUUAAAUCUAAAACCUAAAUGUAGAAGUUAGUAUAGCAUUGUUUGCCAAAGUGCAAAGCUGUACUGAUAUUCUGUUUGGAAUAGAGUGUUUCUACUGUAAGACACUGACAUUAAAUAUUGUGGUUGGAUUUCCAGAUACCCAUGUAACUCUUGAGUUACAGGAGAUUCAAUGCAGAUUCAUCAUCGAAUUUGAGAUAUUAUUGAAGCACUAAGUACUUUCAAGCAUACGUAUAUUCUAUAUAUUAAAUCUAAUUAUAGAAAUCUAA
Molecule: messenger RNA, 1675 nt
Organism: Anneissia japonica
Lineage: Eukaryota; Metazoa; Echinodermata; Crinoidea; Comatulida; Comatulidae
Product: trans-L-3-hydroxyproline dehydratase-like
Exons: 4
Coding region: 291-1331 (346 amino acids)
Molecular function (GO): hydro-lyase activity
Source: RefSeq, a predicted model, not a curated record